Molecule: messenger RNA, 1417 nt
Organism: Myotis daubentonii (Daubenton's bat)
Lineage: Eukaryota; Metazoa; Chordata; Mammalia; Chiroptera; Vespertilionidae
Gene: FEZF2
Product: FEZ family zinc finger 2
Biological process (GO): regulation of transcription by RNA polymerase II
Cellular component (GO): nucleus
Molecular function (GO): DNA-binding transcription factor activity, RNA polymerase II-specific
Source: RefSeq, a predicted model, not a curated record
AUGGCCAGCUCGGCUUCCCUGGAGACCAUGGUGCCCCCGGCCUGUCCCCGAGCCGGAGCGUCACCGGCCACUUCCAAGACGCUGGCCUUCUCCAUCGAGCGCAUCAUGGCUAAGACGUCGGAGCCCCGUGCGCCCUUUGAGCCCCGGCCGGGGGCCCUGGAGGCAGACAGCGGCCAGGGCAAGAAACUGCUCAACCUCUGCUCGCCGCUGCCCUGCAUGAUCCCCCUGCAGCCCCUGGGCUACGACAUGCCGUCCAAGACGCUGCUCAGCUACUCGGAGCUCUGGAAAGGCAGCCUCCGGGCGGGCGGCGGCGGCGGGGGGGCUUCGGUGUGCGGCGCCAGCGGCUUGUGCAAAACCAACUGUGGCGUGUGCUGCAAGGCCGAGCUGGGCCUGGCGCCGUCCGCGCUGCCCGCGGGCAGGGUCAUCAAGCCGCAGGUCAUCAACCACGCGGUGGGGCUGCCGGCCAGCGGCUCGCUCUACUACUUCAACUACCUGGACUCGGCCGCCUACCCGCCAUCUGAGCUUCUAGGCGGCCACCUCUUCCCAUCCGGCCUCCUCAACGCAGCACAGGCCCCCGCCGCCCUGGCGGCGCACCCCAAGCUCUUUUUGCUGGAGAACGCCAAGUUGGCCGGCCUGGCCGCGGACAAGUUCCCCCACCCGGCGCCCUACGCCCAUAAGGAGCGCCUGCCCGCGCCGCUGGAGCAGGUGCUGAAGGAGAACUCGGCCCUGACCGCCGAGCGCGGAGGCGUCAAGGGCCACGGCAAGCUGCCCGGUGCCUCCGCGGACGGGAAGCCGAAAAACUUCACCUGCGAGGUGUGCGGCAAGGUGUUUAACGCUCACUAUAACCUCACCCGCCACAUGCCGGUCCACACCGGAGCCAGACCGUUCGUGUGCAAAGUCUGCGGCAAAGGCUUCCGCCAGGCCAGCACGCUGUGCAGACACAAAAUUAUCCACACCCAGGAAAAGCCUCAUAAAUGCAACCAGUGCGGCAAAGCUUUCAACCGCAGCUCCACGCUCAACACGCACAUCCGCAUCCACGCGGGCUACAAGCCCUUCGUCUGCGAAUUCUGCGGCAAAGGCUUUCACCAGAAAGGGAACUACAAGAACCACAAGCUGACCCACAGCGGCGAGAAGCAGUACAAGUGCACCAUCUGCAACAAGGCCUUCCACCAGGUCUACAACCUGACCUUCCACAUGCACACGCACAACGACAAGAAGCCCUUCACCUGCGCCACCUGCGGCAAGGGCUUCUGCAGGAACUUUGACCUCAAGAAGCACGUGCGCAAACUCCACGACAGCGCGGGCCCGGCCACCCCCUCCACCAAGGACCUGACGCGGACCGUGCAGAGCUGAGAGCUACGGCCUCGCCCUCCCUUCGACCCGACCCAACCCCCAGACAGAUCACACCUAUAAACUC